Messenger RNA from Pelagomonas calceolata, 1812 nucleotides. The record is from the annotation of a GenBank genome assembly. NCBI's taxonomy places the organism in Eukaryota, Pelagophyceae, Pelagomonadales, Pelagomonadaceae.
AUGGAGGCCGCGCUCGCCGGCGAGGCGGCCAUGGUGGAGGCGCUGCUGGCGGCGGGCGCCCCCGUCGACGCGGCGGCGGCGUCGGGCGCCGGCGCGCUCUGGCUCGCCGCGUCGGAGGGCCGCGCCGAGGCGGUCCGGGUGCUGCUGCGGGCGGGCGCGGACGCGAACCUCCCGCGGGAGGACGGCGUCGGCGCGCUGGCGGCGGCGGCGGCCGGCGGCCACGCGGCGGUCGUCGAGAUGCUGCUGGCCGCGGGCGCGGCCGUCGACGCGGCGGACCGCGACGGCCUCACGGCGCUGCUGAGCGCGGCCGAGCACGGCGACGGGGCGACGGUGGCCCGGCUGCUGCGCGCGGGCGCGGCGGUCGACGCGGCGUCGCUCACGGGCUUCACGCCGCUCAUCGUCGCGGCGGCGGGUGGCCACGAGGCCGCCCUGGAUAUGCUCGUCGCGGCCGGCGCCGACGUGCACGCGGCGCACGCCGAGGGCGUCGACGCGCUCAUGUACGCGGCGGCCGGCGGCCACGCGGGCUGCGUCCGGCGGCUGCUGGCGGCGGGCGCGGACGUGCGCCGCACCCACCUCCACGGGGGCACGGCCCUCAUGGAGGCGGCGACGGCGGGGUCGGUCGCCUGCCUCGAGGCGCUGGCGGCGGCGGGCGCGGCCGCGGACCACGUCGACGGCGACGGCGUCACGGCGCUCAUGGCGGCGGCGUCGCAGGGCCACGCGGCCGCCACGCGGUUCCUCCUGGCCGCGGCGGGCGGCGGCGCGGCGGGCUGCGACCGCGCCGCGGCGUCGGGCGGCACCGCGCUCAUGUUCGCGGCGGCCGGCGGCCACGCGGGGGCGCUGGAGCUGUGCCUGGCGGCGGGGGGCGCCGCCGACGCGGUCGUCGUCGGUGCGCCCGGGCACGUCGCGGAGACGGCGCGCCGGCUCGCGGAGGGCGAGCCCGACGUCGAGCCCCACAAGGACGGCGUCACCGCGCUGCAGGUGGCGGCGCAGGGCGGCCACCUCGCGUGCGCGGAGCUGCUCCUGGCGGCCGGGGCGGACGCGCGCCUGCGCGACGAGGAGGGCAUGUCGGCGCUCGCGAACGCGGCCGCGGGCGGGCACUGGGCCGUCGCGCGGCUCAUCGUGGAGGGCGGGGGCGACCCCGACGACGGGGGCUGGGUCGACGGCGACGGCGCCCCCCGGAACCUGCUCGAGGCGGCCGUGGCGCGGGGGGACGACGCGUUCGCGGAGGCGCUGGUGGCGGCGGGCGCGGCCGCGGACGGCGGCGGCGCGCUCCGCGCGGCGGCAGCACGCGGCGCCGCGGGCGUGGUGCGGGCGCUCCUCGCUGCCGGCGCGGACCCCCGCCGCGCGGGCGCCGACGGCGCGGACGCGGUCUUCGCAGCGGCCGCCGAGGGCCGCGCCGACGCGCUGGCGCUCCUCCUGGGACACGCCGACGCGUCACCCGACGCGGCCGACGCGGACGGCACGCCGGCCCUCGCCGCGGCGGCCGUCCGCGGCCACGCCGACGUCGUCGCGCUGCUCCUGGAGAACGGCGCGGCCCCGGACGCGGCCAACGUCGACGGCCACACGGCGCUCAUGUUCGCGCAGAACGGCCGGGCCCAGGUCGCCGCGCUGCGCGCCAAGUACCUCGCGAGCGUGCCGGCCGCGGCCGGCGCGCCCGACGACGCGAACCUGGCGACCAUCGACGCCGCGCGCGCCGCCCACGAGCGGUGCGUGCAGCUGCUGCUCGCGAACGGCGCGGACGCGCGGCGCGCGGACCGCGACGGGCGCAUCGCCGCGGACUUUGCGCCGCGUGAACCGGCGGCGGCCGCGUAG